Molecule: messenger RNA, 525 nt
Organism: Botrytis sinoallii
Lineage: Eukaryota; Fungi; Ascomycota; Leotiomycetes; Helotiales; Sclerotiniaceae
Exons: 4
Coding region: 1-525 (174 amino acids)
Source: RefSeq, a predicted model, not a curated record
AUGCACUUCUCAAAACUUCUUGUUUUCUCCGCUGGAGCCAUUACUGCAGUUCUAGCGGAUCAAUUUAUGGUUCCCACUCCAUGGUAUGUCCAAAAAAUCAGUAUUGGAAACAUUAGACACGGCACCGGCGGCUUUUGGUCAUUCAACUUGAUUGACACACCCACUCCUGCCCCUCAAGGUCUCAAUGUAACAUGUAGUUAUUCAAGUCCAACUACUUAUGUAUUCGCACUCGAUGGUGCUCCAGUCGAUGCACCCUGCAGUGGUAAUCCCAAUGUAACUUUCAGUCUAUAUCCUGAUGGCGAUCAUUUUACAUUCAAUAUCACGCAUUUGUAUGGAAAUUGCGGAACUGAGGAUAGCCCGACUCCAUGCAACGACAGUGGAACUUGGAAAUUCAGCUGGGAUGAUGUGAGAGGGCAGGAAUCUGAUGUUCAGAAUAACUUUGGACAGUCUGGAAGUUUUACCAGAGACUCCAUUUCCAUGUAUCCAGUUCGAGCGAUACCUAGCGAGAAAUGCGAGUUCUGUUGA